Messenger RNA from Lineus longissimus, 2744 nucleotides. Its product is annotated as mitochondrial dynamics protein MID49-like. The record is from RefSeq and is a predicted model, not a curated record. Gene Ontology annotation, biological process: mitochondrion organization; positive regulation of mitochondrial fission. Lineage: Eukaryota; Metazoa; Nemertea; Pilidiophora; Heteronemertea; Lineidae. Gene Ontology annotation, cellular component: mitochondrial outer membrane. The coding region runs from base 554 to 1993 and encodes 479 amino acids. The transcript is spliced from 4 exons.
CCACGAGCUUUGUUCGCGUUGUAAAGGUUUCGGGGAUACGACUAAUGCAUGCGAGCACCGUCGGCGGAACCCCAAACCGCCCUCUCGAUCUAUCCGUAAGGACAAAUCACUCUCGUGACCGUCACAGUUACGGACUCCGGACCUCCAGACUUUAGAGACCGAGCUUUUCUUUACCUUACAAUUACUGUAUACUCGGCGCCUCACUUAUAUGUGUUGUUUUUUUCACAUACAUUGUUCUCGUGGUUUACGGAAAAGUAGGCCUAAAAUGUUAUAGUGUCUAAAAACAAUAUUCAGUUAAUGGAAUUACACUUUUUUCCAUUACUGCUUGCUUGAUAUUGCCCUAACAACUUUUUCAUGAAUCAAUUUUGAGCAUUAUGUUUACAACGUAGUUAUUAUAGCACGAAUUAUGAGUCUAAAAUGCCAAAUACUUGCAACUAUUAUGUUAAUCACUGAAAUCUUAGUGUACUAAUUGCUCGCUAUAAGCUAGGUUAUUGCGCCCCUAAACCAACGUACUGACAACGCUACCUCCCCGGAACUCAAACUUUAACAAAUAAUGGCGUCGGGAGGAAGAGAGAAGAAGAACUCUGAUCAGAGCGGUAGCUCAUCCAUCUGGGGCAUCUUGGGAGGUCUGGCGGGUGGUCUAGCUUUAGGAGGGUUGGCAGUCUAUGGAGCAACCAAGCUGGUUGAAGUACUUGGUGCAGAUGAGGCAGCUGGUGGAAAAGAAGAGGGUGCAGCAUGUAAGACAAAACAGAUUGAUAGUGAUGAUGAAGAUGAUUCAAGAAGUCAGCAGAGGGAGUCUGCAUCUAGCUACAGUUACCAGGGGAACACAAACACAGCAAUAUACCAUGGUGAUGCCUCAUCUUUGGGAAUCGGAACAUACAGCCAGAAUCCAAAUAUUCGAUCUUGUACCAGUGCGUCCAAUGAUCAUUCCACUUCCACAGCGACGGAAGACAUCGACCGUUCAGCUGAGGCAGGUGAUCUAGUGAUGCCUGGCAAUCUUUCUGAUCAGUUGAAUGAUUAUUUAGAGAACUAUGUCAACAUCUCUCAAGAUGAGUUACAAAAUGCGUUGAGGCUUGUGGCCCUGAUAGAGGUGCAGCUGAGAGAUGCUCUUGCAACUACAAACCUCCCUCUAGAUCAGUUCAUUCAUACAGGGAGUGGUUAUGAAGGUGUACAGAUCAUACAGCCAGAUAACUUUGAUGUUCAUCUUCCCCUGAGGCUCAACCCUGCAUUGUGGGAGCUGGUCAACUGUGCAGAUUCUUCACUUCAUACGGCUGGAUACCACCUGGUUAAGCGCAUUGGUUGGGAUACCGGCCAAUUUGGGUCAUCACCGUGGGACAGAUAUUUGGAUGGAACGUAUUUAUCUCCGCAAAAACUAUGCAAGCAUCUCCAUGGAGUUCUUCAGUUUGGUUUAGACGGCAUUGAGAACAUCCAAGAUUGCAUCUUGAGCAAUAACAUUUUGAGCGUUUUUGUACAGUGUUCGGAGUUUUGGUCAAACGAGAUGAAAGUAAAUGUGAUCCCUUUGAUCAAAAUGGGGGAAACCUCUGUAUGUGCCCGUGCUCACCCACUGGUGAAGUCGCACAACAUGGAAGGGUUGAAAAAUCUCUGGCAGCACAAUUUUGGUAAUCAAGAAUCAGAUGUUAUGAAAUCUUUUGAUGAAGACGGUGGUUGCCAAAAAGAUUGCCUGAAAAUUCUAAGGGCCAUGUCCUUGCAUGAUGAGUCUUUCCUGCACCAGGUUGAUCCCUAUGUCCUGAAGACAGUUCUCUUCCACUUGAGUUGUCAGGAGGACUUCUGGGAGAGGGAGACACUGCCUGAGCGUGUCAUAGAUAUGUUCAUGACCCUGAGGGGUUUCCUUGAACAGGGCCGUCUGCCACACUAUUUCAAACCAAGCAUCGAUCUGUUUGAAGAUAAGACCGACACGUUCAAGGUGAAUCUUCUGGCGUAUGUCCAAGAGAUUUGUGCUCCGAAUAGGUUGUGCUCCCUCUUGGAGAAGUAAUUCCUCUUCUUAAACACUUUAGCUAAAGUGGCAUAUAUCGUAUUAGUCCGUCAGGGGUUCAUCCUCAUCCACAGGAGGUAUGUCUACACAUAUCUCAUCGCUAAAAUCAUACGUGGUAAAUGUAUGAUGUACAAAACAUGUAUAUAAAUGUUGCAGAUGGUUAUUUUGAGCUUGAUAUGAAUGUCCCUUCUAGUCAGUUGUGCGAUAUCUGUUGUCUUCUACCCCUUCUGUGAGUCUCCUUAUGCUUGAAAACUGGAUACAUUUUCUAGAUCUGAACAGUGUGGUGAUUCAACUUAAAAGACCCCAUUGCUGGCUGCUGAAAAUUGACAAUAGACUCACGUGAAUCCUUUGUCGGACAGCCUUUAGAGAGUUGAUAAGCACUUUCAACCCGCAAUUUCACCAGUCACAAAGGAUUCUUUUGAGUCUAUUACUGGCUAAGGGUAUGUGCUGUAUUGAUUUGAAUCGCUUCACUGAUAAAGGACACUUUGUUUUUUCUGAAAUAAUUUUUUUUUAUUUCCUGGUGCUAAACAACUUAUCAGUAGUGUAAAAAUAUGUAUGUCUGCUCGCCUUAAAUAUUUUGAAGAAUGUUCAACUGAUCCUGCUUUAACAUUAUGAAAUAGAUUGUCUUCUGUAAUGAUGCUUUAAUCACCUUGUAGCCAAGUACAUGUAUGGAAGCUGUGAAUGUAUUGCCUUUGAUUCUUUAAUUGUUUGAAGAGACAAUAAAUGCUUUUUGGCCGUUAUGAGAAAAUAA